This is a messenger RNA of Daldinia caldariorum, 547 nucleotides long. RefSeq lists its product as uncharacterized. The transcript has 2 exons. The record is from RefSeq and is a predicted model, not a curated record. The coding region runs from base 77 to 424 and encodes 115 amino acids. Lineage: Eukaryota; Fungi; Ascomycota; Sordariomycetes; Xylariales; Hypoxylaceae.
GCUCCGAAUUAUGCACGAGGAGAUAUAAGGCUUUUGCUCGCGAUUUCAUCCUUAUAUCUUAGAGACCUCGGGGAAGAUGCGGGUCUGCCAAGUAUUCAUAUGCCUCUCGGGUCUCGGACUACUGUACAUAACGGGUGCCGUCCUACUAAGAGCGCCACCGCAAGCCAACAUGUAUAAGCGUUACUACGCGGACAUGACUGCAGGGGACGCGGAGUGGAUCUUGUGCUUGAAGAUAUGCCAGUUACAGAAAAACUCCAAAUUCGACGAUGGAGAGAAGUAUGACGCUUGCGCGGGUCAAUGCAAGGGUACGAUCGGGAACGAUUGGGAGAUGGUGAACAGGAAAUAUGAUAUCCUACGAGGUUAUGGGAAAAGCUUCCCAUGCCGCGAUGAGGUCGAUCAGGCUCUGGUGAUCAAGAGGCAAUGACAAGGUCAUGGCGGUUAUUAGUGCUGUUUACCUAAACUCGACGCCGCACCUUGAAAGGGGUGCUGCGCUUUAAUUAAAGAAACGGACAAAACUAAGGACACAAUCCGAAGUUUUUUUUUUUUA